This is a messenger RNA of Sardina pilchardus (European sardine), 4728 nucleotides long. RefSeq lists its product as uncharacterized. Bases 303 to 3278 code for a protein of 991 amino acids. Gene Ontology annotation, biological process: xenobiotic metabolic process. Gene Ontology annotation, molecular function: heme binding; iron ion binding; oxidoreductase activity, acting on paired donors, with incorporation or reduction of molecular oxygen, reduced flavin or flavoprotein as one donor, and incorporation of one atom of oxygen. The record is from RefSeq and is a predicted model, not a curated record. Gene Ontology annotation, cellular component: cytoplasm; intracellular membrane-bounded organelle. The transcript is spliced from 19 exons. NCBI's taxonomy places the organism in Eukaryota, Metazoa, Chordata, Actinopteri, Clupeiformes, Clupeidae.
AGCAAAAACAAGUCACAGACAGGAUGUAAGAAAAAGAGACAGACAGACAGACAGACAGUCAGACAGACAGACAGACAGACAAACGGAGAGAAGCCAAACAUAGUUAUUGCGAUACAGAAAAAGAGCGAGGCAGAAGGGAGAGAGAGAGAGAUAUUUAGAAAGAGACAGAGAUAGAGAGAGAGAAAUAACAACAGACAGAGGGCGCGAGAGGUAACCACAACGUGAAGCUAGAAGAAACACAGAUAGAGGAAAGGAACUCUGUGACCAGCGUUCGCUGACUGUAGAGGAGGUGUGUGCGCAUCAUGUUUGAGUCCAGCAUGCUGCUGCUGGCUGGCCUGGUGCUGCUCCUGCUGCUGGCCUGGAAGAGGACGGGGGCACGGGGGCUUCGACUGCCCCCAGGCCCCCCUGGACUACCCCUGCUGGGAAACCUGCCCCAAGUAGACAAGAACGCACCCUAUAAGACUUUUAUGAAGUGGAGUAAGCAGUAUGGGCCGGUCAUGACUAUGAAAAUUGGGCCUUUGCGGAUAGUGGCCCUCAGUGGGUACCAGACAGUGAAGGAGGCUCUAGUGGACCAGGCUGAUGACUUCACAGGAAGAGCACCAGUUCCGUUCUUGAACCGGGUUGUCAGGGGAUACGGUCUGGCCGUCAGUAACGGUGAGCGCUGGCGUCAGCUGAGACGCUUCACACUGAGCACGCUCAGAGACUUUGGGAUGGGCCGCAAGAGGAUGGAGCAGUGGAUUCAGGAGGAGAGCCGACACCUGCUGGAGAGCCUGAGAGAAACCAAGUCGGCCUCGUUUGACCCCACAUUCUUCCUGAGCCGUGCCGUGUCCAAUGUGAUCUGCGCUCUGGUGUUCGGACAGCGCUUCAGCUACGACGACGCCAACUUCCUGAAUUUGCUGCAUAUUGUCUCAGAUGCGUUUCGCUUCGGAAGUACACCAUGGGGACAGCUGUACAACAUCUUUCCCCGGCUGAUGUCUCACGCACCCGGCCCCCACCAAAAAGUCUUCCAACGCAUUGACCAACUUAGGGAGUUUGUAAGAGGGAAGAUCCACCAGCACAAGGAGACUCUGGACCCAGACAACCCUCGAGACUACAUCGACUGUUUCCUCAUCAGACUUGAGCAGGAGAAAGACCUUCCCACCACAGAGUUCUGCUAUGAUAACCUUGUCUCCACUGUCCUGAACCUUUUCUUUGCUGGCACAGAGACCACCAGCACAACCAUGAGAUAUGCUAUGAUGAUUCUUAUCAAACAUCCAGAGAUACAGGAGCACAUGCAUAAGGAGAUCGAGACAGUGAUUGGUGCUCAUCGCAUUCCACAAAUGGAAGACAGGAAGUCCCUCCCCUACACUGAUGCUGUCAUUCAUGAGGUCCAGCGCUACCUGGACAUUGUGCCCCUCAAUCUCCCCCACUAUGCCAUGAAGGACAUCUCUUUCAAGGGCUAUACCAUCCCCAAGGACACCGUGAUAAUCCCCAUGCUGCACUCUGUGCUCAGGGACGAGGACCAAUGGGAAAAUGCCUGGACCUUUAACCCUGACCACUUCCUGGAUAAAGAUGGCAACUUCAAGAAGAGUCCAGCCUUUUUCGCCUUCUCUGCAGGUAAGCGGGCAUGUGUGGGUGAGCCUUUGGCGCGGAUGGAGCUCCUGCUCUUCCUGGUGUCCAUCGUGCAGCAGUUCCACCUCAGCACCCCUGGAGGACCAUGCGGUCUGGACAUAAAGCCCGAGUUCAGCAGCUUUGGGAAUGUACCCCGCCGAUACGAACUCAUUGUCACCCCCCUGUGUUCAGAGAGGAGGUGUGUGCGCAUCAUGUUUGAGUCCAGCAUGCUGCUGCUGGCUGGCCUGGUGCUGCUCCUGCUGCUGGCCUGGAGGAGGACGGGGGCACGGGGGCUUCGACUGCCCCCAGGCCCCCCUGGACUACCCCUGCUGGGAAACCUGCCCCAAGUAGACAAGAACGCACCCUAUAAGACUUUUAUGAAGUGGAGUAAGCAGUAUGGGCCAGUCAUCACUGUUCAUCUUGGACCUCAGCGCUAUGUGAUUCUGAGUGGGUACCAGACCGUAAAGGAGGGCCUCGUGGACCAGGCAGAGGACUUUGCAGGAAGGGCACCAGUGCCUUUUAGUAUCAAAGUUCUGAAGGGAUAUGGUCUGGGCAUCAGUAAUGGUGAGCGCUGGCGCCAGCUGAGACGCUUCACAGUGAGCACGCUCAGAGACUUUGGGAUGGGCCGCAAGAGGAUGGAGCAGUGGAUUCAGGAGGAGAGCCGACACCUGCUGGAGAGCCUGAGAGAAACCAAGUCGGCCCCGUUUAACCCCACAGUCUUCCUGAGCCGUGCCGUGUCCAAUGUGAUCUGCGCUUUGGUGUUCGGACAGCGCUUCAGCUACGACGACGUCAACUUCCUGCGUCUGCUGCAGAUUAUAACGGACAUAGUUCAAUAUGGGAGCAGCCCCUGGGGACCGCUGUACAACGUCUUCCCCAGGCUGAUGGAUCACCUUCCCGGCCCCCAUCAAACUAUAUUCAAAAAGUUGGACAAAAUGAAAGCCUUUAUUAAAGACAAGAUCCAGGAACACAAGGAGACUCUGGACCCUGACAACCCUCGAGACUUCAUCGACUGUUACCUCAUCAGACUCAAACAGGAGAAAGACAUCCCAACAACAGAGUUCCACUAUGAGAACUUGGUAGCAACAGUGUUUAACCUCUUCCUGGCUGGGACUGAGACCACCAGCUCAACCAUGAGAUAUGCCCUUAUGAUACUCAUAAAGCACCCGGACACUCAAGAACGUGUGCAUAAGGAGAUUGAUUCGCUGCUUGGCCAACACGGUGUCCCGCAAAUGGAAGACAGGAAGUCCCUCCCCUUCACUGAUGCUGUCAUCCAUGAAGUUCAACGCUUUAUGGACUUUGUACCUCUCAAUGUCCCCCACUACGCCACCAAGAACAUCUCAUUCAAGGGCUACACCAUUCCUAAGGACACCGUGAUCAUCCCCAUGCUGCACUCAGUGCUCAGGGACGAGGACCAAUGGGAGAAGCCCUGGACCUUUAACCCUGACCACUUCCUGGACACAGAAGGCAACUUCAAGAAGAACCCAGCAUUCCUUCCCUUCUCUACAGGUAAACGGGUGUGUGCAGGUGAGUCGUUGGCACGGAUGGAGCUUCUGCUCUUCCUGGUGUCCAUAGUGCAGCAGUUCCACCUCAGCACCCCUGGAGGACCAUCCAGCAUUGAUGUCAGCCCAGAGCGCAGCAGCUUUGCCAAUGUGCCCCACCAAUACCAGCUCAUUGUCACCCCCCGUUGACCAAUAGUGGUAUUACAGCCCAGAACAAAACACCAACCUCCUUUUCUCUCUAUCUGUAAAGUGGUGGAAUAAGAAUAAGGACUCCUCUUUUAUUGGGUCAAUGCCGUUUAUGAUAAACUCUUCCCAAGACAUUCAUUUAUGUGAGUUUAAAAUGUUUAAAUGGAUGUAUUUUUUAUUUACCUUUUAAGAGUCACAGUUACAGUUUUUCUCAAUCACUUUCUUCCCCAUUUUUCUGGUAUCAGAAAAACUGUGAAAAGACUAAAUGUACUGCAUAAAAAUCCAUAAUAUUUAUUCCUCCCAAUAUGUACUGUAGCUGCCAUUGACAUGUAAGAGUAAGCACCUAGAAACAUUUCAUUGAACUACAACUUUUCAUCAAUCUCUUUCAUAGAUCUACAGUAAACACCUUUUGUGUUUUCUUCACCAAUUAGGCUAUACAGUAUUUUCUCUAAAUGUGCCAAAGAUCCAAAUAACAACACAGAACAGACAUGGCAUGUCUUAUGGAUAAUGAAUAACUGCUGAUUUGUGCAGUUUUGAAUUUCACACAGGUGUAUCAGAGAUUAAGAUUUAUGAAUCUCUCAUUACCUCAACAAGUCUCAUUCGUCGGUGGUCCUUGUGUCCUUGUUGAUGUUGUUGAUGUCGUUGAACCACGCUGAAGACAAUUUUCUGCCAUGCCAGAUGAUAAAGUUUUUCUGAUUCUGAUUUCUGAUUCUACCACCUCUAUGUUAACUGUUCUGCAAAAGGGUGUGAGAAAUGUGUGAACACAUUCCCAAAACAUGAUUUCCUCUGUGCAAAGAAGGUAUACAUGAAGACCAAGUGGAUCAAUUUCUUUAAGCAGGUCAAAGCAAUCAAGAAAAAGCUAAAUAGGCGAUACAGUACCUUCUCUACAUGUACCUUAGAUCCACUUGCAAAUAGCAACACAGAAAUAGUAUCUCUUAUGAAUAAUGAAUGAUUGUUGAUUGAAGAAUGCAAGCAAUAUCUAUUAACCAUGAAUAAAUGUUUUCCAUUUGUUUCGCACAUGUAAUCCAAUGAAGUUUGGAGUCUUAGUAGAACUGUGUUAAAUGUUUUGAAAAAGGAUGUGAAACGUGUUAAAUCAAUUAAAAUGUCUUCAAUCAUUUGCAAAAGAUGACCUCUGCUGGGCUGAGAAGGUGAAGAUAAAGAUCAAGUGGAUCUAAGCAAUCAGGAAAAACGGUAAUAUCCUGCUGAAAGAGGCCACUGUGAUUAGGGAAUCGCUAUGAAGGGGGUCUGGUGGGAGGCCUACUUGGCCUUCUGUUGUGGAGUCAGCAUGACACUAAACAAACUGCCAUGCACUGGCUGUUCUGUGUUCUGACACAUUACCUUUGUUCUGUAAGCAAUUUGAGCUACCUUUCUACAUUAUGCAAAUAGUGCCACUGAUUUUUGUCAUCUAAAUAUGAUGAUACCACAAGAGGGCCACCAUAGAUAAAGUACAUCC